Talpa occidentalis (Iberian mole) is the source of this 4553-nucleotide messenger RNA. It is a transcript of the gene OSBP, whose product is annotated as oxysterol binding protein. Gene Ontology annotation, cellular component: intracellular membrane-bounded organelle; cytosol; membrane. Gene Ontology annotation, molecular function: sterol binding. NCBI's taxonomy places the organism in Eukaryota, Metazoa, Chordata, Mammalia, Eulipotyphla, Talpidae. The record is from RefSeq and is a predicted model, not a curated record.
GGCGGCGGCGGCGGCUCAUGGCGGCGACGGAGCUGAGAGGAGUGGUGGGCCCCGGGCCGGCGGCCAUCGCGGCUCCGGGCGGCGGCGGCACCGGGCCCGGCGGGGGAGGCGGCGGCCGCGGAGACUCCGGGCCGGGCGCCGCCGUGCCGGGCGCCGUGGCCGCGGCGGCGGCGGCGGGCGGCCCGGGCCCGGGCGCCGGGGGAGUGGCGGCGGCGGGCCCGGCCCCGGCGCCGCCGGCGGGGGGCUCGGGCGGCGCGGGCGCCGGGGGCUCGGGCUCGGCGCGGGAGGGCUGGCUCUUCAAGUGGACCAACUACAUCAAGGGCUACCAGCGCCGGUGGUUCGUGCUGAGCAACGGGCUCCUGAGCUACUACAGGUCAAAGGCAGAAAUGAGACACACCUGCCGCGGAACCAUCAACCUUGCCACAGCCAACAUCACUGUGGAGGACUCCUGUAACUUCAUCAUUUCCAAUGGGGGGGCGCAGACCUACCACCUGAAGGCUAGCUCUGAAGUGGAGCGGCAGCGCUGGGUGACAGCCCUUGAGCUGGCCAAGGCCAAGGCUGUGAAGAUGCUGGCAGAAUCAGACGAGUCUGGAGAUGAAGAGUCUGUCUCACAAACUGACAAGACAGAGCUGCAGAAUACCCUCCGGACCCUCUCCAGCAAAGUGGAGGACCUGAGCACGUGCAAUGACCUGAUAGCCAAGCACGGCACGGCGCUGCAGCGCUCCCUCAGUGAGCUCGAGUCCCUGAGGUUGCCUGCGGAGAGCAACGAGAAGAUCAAGCAGGUCAAUGAGCGGGCCACACUCUUCAGGAUAACGUCCAAUGCCAUGAUCAAUGCCUGCAGAGAUUUCCUCAUGUUAGCUCAGACCCAUAGUAAAAAAUGGCAGAAGUCACUACAGUAUGAAAGAGACCAGCGUAUCCGACUGGAAGAGACCCUUGAGCAGCUGGCAAAGCAGCACAAUCACCUGGAGAGGGCCUUCCGAGGAGCCACGGUCCUGCCUGCAAACACUCCGGGCAGUGCCGGCUCGGGUAAAGAUCAGUGCUGCUCGGGCAAAGGCGACAUGAGCGAUGAGGAUGAUGAGAAUGAAUUUUUUGAUGCUCCCGAGAUCAUCACCAUGCCUGAAAAUCUGGGCCACAAACGCACUGGCAGCAACAUCAGUGGAGCCAGCAGCGACAUCAGCCUCGAUGAACAGUACAAACAUCAGCUGGAAGAGACCAAGAAAGAAAAGAGAACUAGAAUACCAUACAAGCCGAACUAUAGUCUCAAUUUAUGGAGCAUCAUGAAGAACUGCAUUGGCAAAGAGCUCUCUAAGAUACCCAUGCCGGUGAACUUUAAUGAGCCCUUAUCCAUGCUUCAGCGCCUCACUGAAGAUCUGGAAUACCAUGAACUGUUAGACAGAGCUGCAAAAUGUGAGAACUCUCUAGAACAGCUCUGCUACGUGGCGGCUUUCACCGUGUCCUCCUACUCCACCACCGUCUUCCGUACCAGCAAGCCAUUCAACCCGCUCCUCGGGGAGACUUUCGAGCUGGACCGAUUAGAGGACAGUGGGUACCGGUCCCUCUGUGAGCAGGUGAGUCACCACCCCCCUGCUGCUGCGCACCAUGCUGAGUCCAAAAAUGGCUGGACGUUGCGUCAGGAGAUCAAAAUCACCAGCAAGUUCCGAGGCAAAUACCUCUCCAUUAUGCCCCUCGGUAGCAUCCACUGUAUUUUCCAUGCAACUGGGCACCACUACACCUGGAAAAAGGUUACUACAACGGUGCACAACAUUAUUGUGGGCAAGUUGUGGAUAGACCAGUCUGGUGAAAUUGAUAUUGUGAAUCACAAGACGGGAGACAAGUGCAAUCUCAAAUUUGUUCCUUACAGCUACUUCUCUCGAGAUGUAGCAAGAAAGGUGACAGGGGAGGUGACAGAUCCAUCGGGGAAAGUUCACUUCGCCCUUCUGGGAACGUGGGAUGAGAAAAUGGAUUGUUUCAAAGUACAGCCGGUCACUGGGGAGAACGGGGGUGAUGCCCGCCAGAGAGGCCACGAAGCAGAGGACAGCAGGGUCGUGCUGUGGAAGAGGAAUCCUUUGCCGAAGAAUGCCGAGAACAUGUACUACUUCUCGGAGCUUGCUCUAACUCUCAAUGCCUGGGAAGGUGGCACUGCCCCCACAGACAGCCGGCUGCGGCCUGACCAGAGGCUGAUGGAGAACGGACGCUGGGAUGAAGCCAACGCUGAGAAGCAGCGCCUGGAGGAAAAGCAGAGACUCUCCAGGAAGAAGAGAGAAGCAGAAGCUAUGAAAGCCACAGAAGAUGGCACGCCCUACGACCCCUAUAAGGCGCUGUGGUUUGAGCGGAAGAAGGACCCGGUUACCAAGGAGUUGACUCAUAUUUAUCGGGGCGGAUACUGGGAGAGUAAAGAAAAGCAGGACUGGAACUCAUGCCCAGACAUUUUCUGAGACAGCGGGACAAAAGGAGGAGGAUCCAAAGGCGAAGAGGACAGAGGAUGUGAGGGAAGCAGGCGCUGUGCCUCUCACCGAGUGCUUUCCUCAAGUUUGUCUGUCUUAACCAAUCAUUUUCCAAAUCAAUCACCAGAAGCAGACACCAGUGGUGGUGAUUGGCUGGUUGCCUUAGCUGAUUGAAACUGAAAUCGAAAUACUAGAUACCUGUGUUUGUGAGGAGCGCGCCAGAGGCCGGUGGCAGUGCUGCUCCACUGCUGCACAGCCCAGUGUUCUUCUCCCUCUGCCCCCGUGCGCGAUGCCGGCGCUCCCCCGCCCCUGUCGUUUCCUGCUCAGCCAAGACCUGCGUCAGUGUGAUUCAGGGGCAUUUUGGUGCUGUUCAGAGCAAGAGCUGAUUUUAGAAGCUCCUUUAAAAAGAAACAUGAGAGACUCAGCAGCGGAGGCUUAGUGAGCGGGUGCGGCGAGGCGGAGGCCUAGCCUUCCGAAGCGUGUGCGCCAGCGGGGCCGUCCCGUGGGGCGUUCGUGCACAGACCGCUGAGGGACCCGAACACUCGUGAGAGAGCUUGUUUGGAAUAUUAGUUGCAUCCUGGGAAGCCUCUGUCUUCACUUGCUAAAACUUCCUCCCGCUGUUCUUCAUCUUCUUUGACGGCACCGGAGGCCACUUUGGUGAUUGGUAGGAGGGCCGCUAUCCUCACAGAGGGGCUGGACAGACUUCCCGGCCGAGAACUUGUGGGAACACAGGGCAGGAUGGAAGGACUGCUCGCCAUUCCUGCUUUCUGCUCACCCCCCACCCUUCAUCUCCUUUCUGGCUUCUCUCUGCCCUCCCUCCCUCUCUGACUCCCUCCCUCUCCCACGUCCUCCGCAGCCCCCUCCCCCCAUACCAAUUUGGGUCUGUGCCCCAGUGUGGAGCAAAACGCCACUUGUUCCGUUUUGAUACACUUCAGAAUUUGAGAGGAGUUCAUCAAAUAAGAGUUUUCACCAUCUCUCAAGCCCAUGGACUGGAGCCACCUCUGGAAUAAUGUGUUAAAUAUCUGUAUAUUAUAUAUAUGUAGAGAAAAAUCUAAUUUUUUGGUUUGAUUUUCCUUCUUCCCAUUAAGAAUCUUGUGUUUUGAUAUCACUUGUCUCCCUGGGACUCUCUUAGACACUUUGAUUUGGAUCGGAGACUCCUCUGAUGUCCACCUUUUGGGGGGCAGAUGAAUCUGAAACUGGAGCAGGAGGGCGUCAGGCAGUUAGGAGCAGGGGCUUCCCCUGAGGUGUGUCUCAUGAGGGCGCGCUGCUAUCUGAACCCUGCGCGCCUCAUGGCCUGACGUUCGGAGCUCCUGCCCUCUCCUGCCUGUUUUCCUUCUUUGUUAGGAAGGGAUGGGUCAAGAGUUGGGUCAUUUCCACUUUGAUUCUGCCUCUACCCAAACCACAGCACAUGCAGCUGAUGCCCAAACAACCUGCUUCCUAGGCUGUGGGGAGGGGCGAGGACGACUCCUGUUGGGCUCUGGCUUCCGCCGUUUCUGUUCUUGUUUUAGUUGUCUCGUUCAGGAAUCUCACCCUGUGCCGCCCACCCGUGGUUGAGGAUCACAAAUUGAGGUGCCUUCCUUGUAUGCGUUUUGUUAGUAUUUUUGUUUCUGUUCCUUAACUGCUGAGCCUCAGCCGGCGUGGGUCCUAGGGGAAAAUAUCAUUCCAGAGGAAGCCAUCCCUCCAGGGAAACUGGAUUUGUACCUGGUAAAUCAGUGCUCUUACUCCUUCCCCACCGCCCCGCCCUUCCAGCUGGGAUGCCACACAAGCGGGGCCGCUGUCGGGGUUUCCUGAGAACCAGAGAGCCAGCGUGAGCGAGGGGUUAUGCCAGAGCUUCCUCCAAGGAGGCCCCUCCAGUGUGACCUGGGCAGAGUUUAGCUGAAGUGGGCAUUCCGCGGCUCCGUUGAACGUCACUGCUUUCGCCCCCAUCUUGCUCUGCCACCUGCACUACAUUUCUGGCCUGACACCCCGUCAGAUUCCUGCUAACGGAAGAAGCUUUGAGUCCUUCAGGUGAAAUAAAGUCACUUGAAAACAAAACUAUAUAUAUUUUCGGUUUUUUUGCCUUAUUGUUUUUUUUCCAAGAAAAUACUAAAUUAAAUAAUUUUUAAAAAG